AUGAAGGAAGAUGUAAAAUCAUGGAGCCAGAUGGAGUCGAUUUCACCAUCAAUGGAGCCUUCAAGCUUACCACCACCAGCUGAGCUUAAUUUCUUGCACGACACCCACUUUGCUUUGCAUGGCGAAAUAUGGUUAGUCACGGUCGUUCUUAUUUUUGCUCUCUUCUUUGCGUUCGUCGUUUUUCUUCCUCGCUUUAGAUUGGGUCGAAGAAGCUCGGAGUCACAAGCUUCAGAUUCUGAUGAUAACAUUACACGGAGGAGGAACUGUCCUUUGACGUCUUCCAGGAAGCCGAGGAGAUUCGAUGACGAUGAAGCAGAUCAAGAGCAACAAUACUCGAAUCGAAUCAACCACAAAUUUCCGUUGUAACCAACGUGUUCGCUGUUGACGAGUUUUGAAGAGGAUUGCUAACUUGUGGCUGUGAUGUGAGUUCCUCCUUGCUUUCUUUCUUUGUCCUAUUAAUCAAUUUCUUCUGGUAUUUUCCCCAUGUAAAAUAUACUCUAUCUAAUACUAACAUAUAGUCUCGCUUACUAUAAUUAAGAAAUUUAACACAUUUUUUAAUAUUCUCUGAGGUAAGAAUUUAGAACUUAUUAGUAGAAGAUUAUUAAUAGAUAUGUGAUUCUACUUGGUCAAUCGCA
This is a messenger RNA of Gossypium raimondii (Peruvian cotton), 635 nucleotides long. RefSeq lists its product as uncharacterized. The transcript has a single exon. The record is from RefSeq and is a predicted model, not a curated record. Bases 1 to 366 code for a protein of 121 amino acids. Lineage: Eukaryota; Viridiplantae; Streptophyta; Magnoliopsida; Malvales; Malvaceae.